GAACAGAGAGUAGUCUUGUGAGGAGGCCAUUGGAAAACAGGGCAAUAAAUUAACAGCUACUUAAUUCAAGCGAGAGCAACAAUGUGAGCAAGACGACAAAAAAAAGAGACAAAGUGAACAGAACAAUUAUUCAAAAACGCCACUCAAAAAAAACAACAAAGAAGAAGAACACUACAUGCAAACACAUGCACACGGACAAAGAUGAAUCAAUUCAAUUAAAAUAGAGCAACGCAAUACAUCAUAAAUUUGGAAUAUAAGUGAAGUGAAUUCAUACAGAUGAAAAAUCUGAACCAAACAAAUAUAUAAAAACCAUCAUAUAACCAUCCGUCUGCAGUAUUAUCUCGACCAAUUAGUAUCAUAUUUUCGUUUUGUCAUCGUACAAGAUCCACAAAUGGCGAGAAAAACGGUUCGAUGAAAGAAGAGAAAACAAACGACAUUGGUUUGUAUUGUUCAGUAGAUUGGAACAAACCAAACGAUUAUCAUUUUCUUGUUGGAUUCUUCUUUUUGUUUGAGAGCAGAAAAAUAACCCAAUACAAAGUCAUCACAUCGAAAUGAAGAUAAAAAUCCCGAUAAGAGAGGAUAAAACACGACAAAAAUUUUACUGUCUCAUGCUCAAACAUUUAAAUUGAAACGGAAACAUUAAAUAUACACACGAACGCCUAUUAAUAAUGGGAGAAACAGAACCAAAAAAAGAAUGGAAAACGACUUAAUAAACCUAUUUAUUUAAAUGCGCCAUGCUCUAAAGACAGCUCAUUCUCAUUGUUUUUUUUAUGGCAAAUUUGUCAUAUUUCUUAUCACGAGCGAACGUGAGCGCGCGAACGCAAAGAAUUCUGUUCGCUUUUUGGUUUCGAGUCGAGUUAUCUAUAAUAAUCCGUAAUCCCAUUCACCAUGAUUUCCAUGGAAAUGUUUUUUCAAUGAUAAAAUUUGAAGAAGAAAAACACGUAAUGAAAGUUGCUGCAAGUUUUUCACUUCUUCCAAAUUGAAUCAUCGAGAAUCGUCUGAUUUUGUUGUUGUUGGAGUUGUUGUUGCAACAAGCAAUUAUGAAAUUCCAUAAAAUUUCAUUGUGAUUCAUUACAUAACAAUUUUACGACAAAAAAAACUGAGUCACUCUCGAAAUUUUUGUUGUAGCCACCCAAAAGUGUGCGGAACAGUUACGUAUGGUAUCAAUUUUGAAUUAUUGCGCCAAAUCGAAGUGGCUACCACAGCGCUCAGCUCCUCCGUCCAAGUGUCAUCUGUCAUUCACAAUCAAGGUGAGAGUGAGAGAGAGAGAGAGAGAGAGAGAGAGAGAGAGAGAGAGAGAGAGAAGUUUAAAGACAACUCUAUUUUUAUCAAGUCAUACCAAAAAUCCAUGUAUUUAUUGUUGCAUUGUGCAUGUUUCUGUUUGAUUUGAUCCUCGAGAGAAACAAAUUAUUUAUUUUUGUUUCCAUUUUGUUCGCACACUAUAUCUCUCUUUGAAUUUAUUUAACAACAAAAGAAACAACGUUAUACAAGCAAGUUCCAAGGUUAUAGAUGUUGUUUUUUUCUUUCGUCGGUAUCAAAAAUCAAAUAAUUUAAACCAUAUUGUUAGCAAGUGACCGUAUGAUGGUUGAAUGUCAUUUGUGUUAGGCAUUUGUUGAGUUUUUUGGUUCAAUUUUGGUUGUGACUGUAGAAAGAGAAAGAGAUAGAAAACCACGUACGAGAAAGUCUCCUCAAAAUCAAUUUGGAAUCUAUGGAUCAACCAGUAUCAGGCCGAAAUAUUGGCGGAAUUAAACAAACACAAAUCAGCGGACUAUUAUGUAAAUACACAAACGUGGUUAAAGGAUGGCAAUAUAGAUGGUUCACGGUCGAUCCGCAGACGGGAACGUUAAGCUAUUAUAUCUGUGAAAACAGUGCCGAGGACACGGCACCGCCAAAUAUAGCCGGCAAUACGCCGCGAUGGCAGGAGCAUCUGGCUGGUGCCGUUGUUUGUCCAAGCGAUGAAGAUUCACGCACAUUCACCAUUGGCACGGCAAACGGUGACACAUUGAAAUUAAGAGCCAAUAAUGCACGAGCACGCCAAGAAUGGGUGGAUGCACUUCGUAAUAUUGCCGAAUGCCAUACACAGUCAAUCGGUUCACAAUUCGAGCUACUGCCACCAAGGGAAAUAAUUGCGGCAUCAGAUGCGUUUGGUGAAGCACGACAACAGCUUCAAAACACAGAGCUAUGCAAUGCAAUGCUAACAAGGGCCAUUGAAAAUGUUGAACCGCCAUUGAAUGCCACGGAUCCAGAUUUGUUGCUAUUAAAGGCCAUAUCGGCGGCCAGUACACAUUGUCUAUUCCAAUGCAUGAACUUAUUACAACGACACCAUGAUCGCCCAUAUCAUUAAACUUUUAGCCGUUACGACUGAAUUAUCCAAAAAAAGGUGCUAUAACUGAGAUGUGUGUACAUUUUUUUUUUACGAAGCGCCAAAUGAGAUGAAGAUUUCCAAUCUAGAGUUAUGGGUUCAUUUGUCUCUUUCAAAUCCUUUCUCUGUGUUCGGCGAAAGACCAUUUGCUCUGGUUGAUUUCUGCGCAACAAUGUAGAAUGACCAUAGAAUAAAAUAUGAGAUAACUAGAUUCGAAUUAAGUUAUGCGAUAUUGUUUAUAGAUUUUUUUUUAGUAAGUUGCAGUAUUUAAGCAUUUUUGUUGUUCACCCCACGCCCUGCCGUUCGAAACCAGUGAUUACUAUAUAAUAGUCAUUAGCACGUGAUUUCAAUCAAUUUCAAAGUAUAAAACAAACCACAUAUAGGUUUAAUAAUGCAAAUGUUCAAUAGAUUUGUCCAUGGAUUAUUUGUUUGAGAUUUUUAAUACGCGCGUGCAACCCAUUUACAGCCAAAUUAAAUGAAAUCGCUCAGAGCCGAAUGCUCUUCCCUCAUUAAUUUUAAGCGAAAUUAAAUAAACAAAACCGAAGAUGUAACAUGUUGUACAUGUUGUUUUUAGACUCAUGUAUUUUUACUGGCAAACAUAUAUAUUCACAUCAAUUAAACAUAUACAGACACCAUUUAUAUGGUUACCAUAUCUCUUUCUAUUUGCUGAUUCUCUCACUCUCUCCCUCAGCGACCAUAUCAUCUUACAUCUCAGUGAUAGAUACACCUUUAGUUGUUGUUAUGUUGUUCUGGACUGAAAAUUUCUUGAUAUUUGCGCUUGAUUUAGAAGAAAUGAAAAAGAGCAACAACAAAAAAACGAAACAAAAAAAAAUAUUAUAAGAGAAUAAAAAGAAAAUUUCUUUGAUUUCGA
Sitodiplosis mosellana (orange wheat blossom midge) is the source of this 3233-nucleotide messenger RNA. RefSeq names its product oxysterol-binding protein-related protein 11-like. The transcript has 6 exons. NCBI's taxonomy places the organism in Eukaryota, Metazoa, Arthropoda, Insecta, Diptera, Cecidomyiidae. The coding region runs from base 1709 to 2344 and encodes 211 amino acids. The record is from RefSeq and is a predicted model, not a curated record.